AUGCAGACUGGAAAUAAUGGCAAACCACUUCUUGAUGUUGUGGCCGCCUCAGAAAAGUUCAAAAUAACGCUUCUUGUCCGCAAGCCGCCAGAGAACUACAUAGAUAUCGUCCCCGACUCUGUGACGGUCAAGCAGGUUGAUUUCCAAUCUCAUGCCUCGCUUGUGGCUGCUUUCCGAGGUAUUGACGCGGUGGUCAGCGUUGUGGCAUUCGGUCCACAGUCAGAUAUAGACGUGGUAGAGAUAGGAAUGAUCAACGCCGCGAUUGAGGCCGGUGUGAAGUUCUUUAUUCCAUCAGAGUGGGCGCCUGACUCGGCUGGGGCGAAUGUGACGGAGGACCCUUGGAUAGGGAGGUCACUCCGACCAAAUGCCGUUCUCGCUCCAAAAAGGGCAGUACACAAUUAUCUCAUGGCAAGAGCAGCGCAAAACCAGAUUGCUUUCGCCGUUGUGUAUACUGGAGUUAUCAUUCCAACCAGUCUCGCCGUAGGCUUGAUAGCAUUCGACUUCCAGAACAGGACUGCAGUGUUGCCAGAUCACGGCCUUCCCCCCUUCUCCGCUACAACCUUGGCAACUACGGGGUCGGCUGUCGUUGCUGUACUUUCAGCGGCGUUUUCCACCGGUGUGAAGAAUCGGUUCCUCCAUAUUUCAGACUUUACAACAUCCCUGGCAGAGAUUUUGACCAUGAUAGAGACGUUGGACGGAGUAGGCUGGAAACGGAAGAAUAUCGCGGCACGAGAACAUACGAUUUAUAGCAUGGCUGCUGUGGAUGCCGGGACGUUUGGAAGAACGCAAUUCUCGGGAGCACUGAUUAGUCCAUUCUUUGGAGGGGUUCCCCCAUGGCAACAUCAGGAUAAUGAGCUACUUGGACUUGGACAAGAGAAAAGUCUGACGGAAGAAGUGACCAUAGUGCUUGAGGCGUCUAGAACCAAUCGCUAA
Metarhizium acridum CQMa 102 is the source of this 933-nucleotide messenger RNA. RefSeq lists its product as uncharacterized. The record is from RefSeq and is a predicted model, not a curated record. NCBI's taxonomy places the organism in Eukaryota, Fungi, Ascomycota, Sordariomycetes, Hypocreales, Clavicipitaceae.